Notothenia coriiceps (black rockcod) is the source of this 1318-nucleotide messenger RNA. Its product is annotated as sodium leak channel non-selective protein-like. The transcript has 11 exons. Gene Ontology annotation, molecular function: monoatomic cation channel activity. The record is from RefSeq and is a predicted model, not a curated record. Bases 197 to 1318 code for a protein of 373 amino acids. Gene Ontology annotation, cellular component: plasma membrane. Gene Ontology annotation, biological process: monoatomic ion transport; positive regulation of synaptic transmission, GABAergic; transmembrane transport. NCBI's taxonomy places the organism in Eukaryota, Metazoa, Chordata, Actinopteri, Perciformes, Nototheniidae.
ACCUGCGCGCGCUCCCGCACUCUCCCAUUCGAUCCGAACACACACACCCGGAAAAAACAGCUGAUGUAAUGGACAGGACGAGACACGGUAGAUAAAGACAGUCCUCCUCUCGACCUCCAGGCCUUUAGGACAUUCUCCCUUUUGCAUCUCUAGUCUCUCUCUCUGGUUGGUCUCUCCACCCCUCUGUGACCUGGGGAUGAACGCACCAAUGAGGAGCCUCACAAUCCACUCUCUGUAUAGCACAGCUAGCCCCAGCAUGCUAAAGAGGAAACAGAGCUCACGGGUCGAGGCCCAGCCCAUGACCGACUUUGGGCCGGACGAGACCCUGGCAGACAGCGCUGAUAUCUUCUGGAUCAACAAACCAUGGGUUCACUCACUGCUGCGGGCCUGUGCUAUCAUCAGCGUCAUUUCUGUGUGCAUGAACACCCCAAAGACGUUCGAACAUUACCCUCCGCUGCAGUAUGUGACCUUCACACUGGACACUCUGCUCAUGUUCCUCUACACAUCUGAGAUGAUCGCCAAGAUGCACAUCAGAGGAAUCAUCAAGGGGGAUAACUCCUAUGUGAAGGAUCGCUGGUGUAUGUUUGAUGGAUUCAUGGUCUUCUUCAUCUGGGUGUCCCUGGUCCUGCAGGUGUUUGAAAUAGCAGAUCUUGUGGAUCAGAUGUCUCCAUGGGGAAUGUUGAGGAUCCCCCGAGCGCUCAUUAUGAUCCGGGCCUUCAGGAUCUACUUUCGCUUUGAGCUUCCUCGCUCCCGCAUCACCAACAUACUCAAGCGAUCUGGGGAACAGAUCUGGAGUGUCUCCAUCUUCCUGCUGUUUUUUCUCCUGCUCUAUGGAAUUCUGGGUGUUCAAAUGUUUGGAACAUUCAACUUCCAUUGUGUCAUCAAUGGCACAGGAGAAGGUAAUGUGACCUGGAACAGCUUGGCCAUCCCAGACACCCAUUGUUCCCCCGAUGGAGAGGGCUACCAGUGUCCUCAUGGCUUUGAAUGCAAAGAUCUGGAGAAGCUGGGACUCAGCCGACAGGAGCUCGGUUAUAGUGGCUUCAAUGAACUAGGUACGAGUAUCUUCACUGUGUAUGAGGCUGCAUCACAGGAGGGCUGGGUGUUCCUCAUGUACAGAGCCAUUGACAGUUUCCCACGCUGGCGCUCCUACUUCUACUUUAUAACGCUCAUUUUCUUCUUGGCAUGGCUUGUCAAGAAUGUGUUCAUUGCAGUCAUCAUAGAGACAUUUGCUGAGAUAAGAGUGCAAUUUCAGCAGAUGUGGGGGUCAAGGAGCAGUACAACCUCCACGGCUACAACACAGACCAUUACAAACGGCUAG